GCUACCUCAAGUCUCCAAGUUGUUGGUUGUGAUAAAAUUAAAGUGCAUUCAGAAAUGUCAAUGGAAAUGGUUUAAAAAGCCAUAAUUCGCCGGUCCCCAAAAGCCACUCAUCACUUUCACACUCACUUCAAUUCAAUUCACCGACCUCUACUUUCAUCCCAAUAUCCAUCAUGGCGACAUUCGACCGCAAUCUUUGCACUCUGGCUACUUGUAGCGUGGAGAAGUUCGGCUGGUACCACUACGUUCCCAAUCUUGGAGCCAACGCCUUUUAUCUCGCCGUCUUUGCCAUCUUCGCCAUUAUUCAGCUCUACUUGGCUAUUAGAUACAGGGUUUGGGGCACUUUUGCUCUUGGACUUGUGCUCGGUUGCGUUACAGAGGCGAUUGGCUAUGCUGGUCGCGUUAUGCAGGCCCGAGGGGAUGGUAUUUUCAAGAAAAAAUACUUUGUGAUCCAGCUCGUAUGCCUUACCAUCGCGCCCGCUCUCAUCUCUGCUCCGAUUUAUCUCUCCCUCGGCCGAGUCGUCAAAGCAUACGGAAGACAGUUCUCUCUCAUGUCACCCAGAACAUAUGCAGUCAUUUUCAUCUGCUCUGAUGUUGUCUCGCUGAUCCUCCAAGCUAUGGGUGGAGGUCUUGCCGCUACUGGAAAGACACAGAAGAAGGUCGACACUGGCGUGCACAUUCUGGUAGCAGGAUUGGCCUAUCAAGUGCUUUCCUUGGCUGUCUUCAUUGGUCUGGCGACUCAUCUUUGGUCUCGCGUCCGCCGCAUGGGCACUAAAGACGCUAACCCCCGAUUUACCGAACUACGAGCUUCUCGACAGUUGAAGUCAUUUAUCUGGGCUUUGAGCAUUGCUACCAUCACCAUCACAAUCCGUUGCAUCUAUCGUGUAGUUGAGCUCUCUGGUGGCUUCAAGUCUGAGGCUGCCAACGAUGAACCUUCUCUCAUGGUCCUUGAUGGUCCCAUGAUCAUGGCAGCCCUCCUUGCACUGACCGUCAGCCACCCAGGACCCCUGUUCUUUGGAGACUGGAAGCGACUGGGUCAGGACUCUGGAUAUCCUGAAAUCGGCGAGGAGAUUGAGCAGGUCAAGCAGGAUGUUGAGCGUAAGUAGAGUAAUACUGAGGAGAUACACUGCAGUUGGGGUUGAGGGCAGGGGGUAAUGUACAGUAAGGGUUUUUAGUUAUCUGACUGAGAGUUAGUAGUGCUGGCUGGCUAAGUAAUAUAAUAAAGAAUAUAGUUAGUUUU
Fusarium redolens is the source of this 1237-nucleotide messenger RNA. Its product is annotated as RTA1 like protein-domain-containing protein. The record is from RefSeq and is a predicted model, not a curated record. Bases 171 to 1103 code for a protein of 310 amino acids. Lineage: Eukaryota; Fungi; Ascomycota; Sordariomycetes; Hypocreales; Nectriaceae. Gene Ontology annotation, cellular component: fungal-type vacuole; plasma membrane. The transcript has 3 exons.